CCAACACUUUAGGUUUUCAGUUUUCUUCCUCGCCGCAUGCUUCCUAUAUAUUGUCCGCCAGAAAAACCCUAGGGUCUUCUGCAACGACAGCCGGCGAGAGAUUAAGCUGCACGGAUCGCCAAAUCCACAUUCUCUUCCUCGAAAAUGGUCACUUUCAGGUUUCACCAGUACCAGGUUGUUGGAAGAGGUCUCCCAACUGAGUCUGAUGAACACCCAAAGAUUUUCAGGAUGAAGUUGUGGGCAACAAAUGAGGUUCGGGCCAAGUCUAAGUUCUGGUACUUUUUGAGGAAGUUGAAGAAGGUCAAGAAGAGCAAUGGGCAAGUGCUUGCUAUCAAUGAGAUUUUCGAGAAGAACCCUACGAAGAUCAAGAACUAUGGAAUCUGGCUGCGAUACCAGAGUCGAACUGGUUAUCACAACAUGUACAAGGAAUACAGGGACAUCACUCUGAAUGGUGCUGUGGAACAGAUGUACACUGAGAUGGGUUCCCGCCACAGGGUCAGGUUUCCUUGCAUUCAAAUUAUCAAGACUGCCACCAUCCCAGCCAAACUGUGCAAGAGGGACAGCACCAAGCAGUUCCACAACUCCAAGAUCAAGUUCCCACUGGUGUUCAGGAAGGUGAGACCACCAACCAGGAAGCUGAAGACCACAUACAAGGCUUCCAGGCCUAACCUAUUUACCUGAUUCUCUAUCACCAGCAGUUAGUGAGUUAGCGAGAGGUAAAAUUGUGCUGUUUCUAAAUUUUGUUUUCCCGAAUUACUGAAUAUUUUUAUUUGAAAGAUCUUGGAACAACAGACUGCAGCUUGUCAGUGUUUUGAUUUCCCUGGUUUGUUGCCUUUCAAGUUUUUGAGACAUUGAUUUUACUUUCUUUAUGGCCAAGGAACUUAGUAGGAGUUUAUUUGACUUUUGUUCUUUUGGUA
Molecule: messenger RNA, 917 nt
Organism: Tripterygium wilfordii
Lineage: Eukaryota; Viridiplantae; Streptophyta; Magnoliopsida; Celastrales; Celastraceae
Product: 60S ribosomal protein L18a
Exons: 4
Coding region: 145-681 (178 amino acids)
Biological process (GO): translation
Cellular component (GO): ribosome; cytosolic large ribosomal subunit
Molecular function (GO): structural constituent of ribosome
Source: RefSeq, a predicted model, not a curated record